GGCAGCCUUCCCAACACCCACCACAUCAUCCCUCUUCCUAUCUCUCUAUCUUUCCCUUUACUAAUUGCCCUCUCAAACAAACCGGUCUGAUUAUCCCAAUUUCUCGCCGUAGAGACAAGACAAGACAAGAUGGCCGUGGAACCUACGAAACCAGAAAUCGCUCAGAUCUUUGCCUUGCUGAAGAACCAAAAGGGCAACAAGAUGUGCUUCGAUUGCGGUGCUAAAAACCCAACUUGGAGUAGUGUUACUUUCGGAGUGUACAUCUGUCUAGACUGUUCGAGUGUUCAUCGAAACAUGGGAGUUCACAUUAGUUUUGUCCGAUCUACAAACUUAGAUCAAUGGUCAUGGGCGCAGUUACGGACGAUGAAAGUGGGAGGAAACGGUUCAUUCCAAGACUUCCUGAAUAAGCACCCGGGAGCGUUCUCGAGUUCAUCCGAUACGAAAGCGAAGUACUCCUCAAAAUCGGCGGAUCUAUACAAGGAGGAAUUGAAGCGACGAUGUCUAGCCGAUCAAGCCCAGCACGGCCCCGGGCCCGUAGUUUUCGAAGGCUUGACGCUCGCUUCGUCCGGGGCAGACUCGACGGCCGAUAAGAAGGAUGAUGAUUUCUUUGGCUCCUGGGAUAAACCGGCCUCUUCUACCCCCGCCGUGGUUGCCCCUUCUGCAACUAAACUGUCUGGUAUCGGCACCGGUGGACUCACUCCAAAUGGCUCCAAACCCACCUCUCGAACGACCUCCCCUAACCCUGCGGCCCCGGCCGCCCCGCGUACCGUCCAGUCUUCCACUCUUCGUGCCGCCACCUCAUCCAACUCCUCCGCACCCUCCAAGUCUAAGCUGGGAGCGACCAAGGUUGGUGCCACAAAAGUCAAACUAGGUGCUAAGAAAACCGGAGGGUCGAUCAACUUUGAGGAAGCCGAAAGGAAAGCGAAGGAGGAGGAGGAGCGAGUGAAGAAGCUUGGAUACGACACCAAAGCUGAACAACAGGCGCAAGAGAGCAAAGCGGCCUUCAAACCCAACGAGGUCAAACCAUCCACCUCUUCAACAAACGCACCAGAAACCUCUGCGAAGAACGUCGCCCAGGAUGAGCGGCUUGGAAUGGGCUUCAGGAAGUUGGGCUUCGGCCAGACCUUCGGUCUCUCCGGCGAAGAGGCCGCUUCUAUGGCCGAGAAACAGAAACGCGCCGCCGCGAAAGCUGCCUCCGGUUAUGUUGAACCCGAAACCGGUACCGUCGCUAGAGAAAGAUUUGGCAAUCAGAAAGCAAUAUCGUCGGAUAUGUUUUUUGAAAGGAACGAUUACGAUGCACAAGCAUCGACUGAAGCGAAGACUAGGUUGACGCAAUUCUCAGGAGCGACGGCGAUUUCGUCGAACCAGUACUUUGGACGAGAGGAUCAGAACGAGAUGUUAGACCAAGCCCAAGAAAGUAUCCUGGGCGUCGAUGGCUUACAGGGCUUAGAACAGGGCGCAAGAGAGCUCGCUAAGUCGGCUAUGAAAGCUGCCGGUUAUAAUAAUAUCAAUGAGUUGCAGGACGGCUUGCGUUCAGGAGCUAUGAAGCUCGCAGACUAUUUGGGUGAUCUUUCUCAGCGAUAUGCCUGAAUAUUUUUUCCCCCCUUGGCUAUCAUCCUCUUUCAUUAUUGAGAGAGACACUCUAUUUUCUUUUUCUGGUCCAUUAUCAUCCAAAACGAGUCUCAGCACUUAAAUGACCUGUUUUUUUAGUUUGAAAGGUGGUCAACCAAGGUUGGACAUCUGGCAGGAUAUUAAAAUCUCAUGAAGUUUCUUCUUCUAGUGUUCUUCAUUACAGCAGUAAUCAAUUCUCAGUGAACAUGUUUUGUUUUGUUUUUCCUAUCACAGUAGAUUCAUUUUUUUUUCUCAUGAUAUUGUUCCCACUUCAUCCUUUCCUACUGAUCCUCAAGACUUCAUCUCCAAAUCAUCUGCCUUUUUUUUUCUUCUCUUUUCUGGUUUCACAAAAAUCACACAUGAGUUAUUGGCCGUUGAGUGAGACUUAGUCUCCAUUGCAUUUUAUUCCUCUUUCCUUGUUUCUUUUCUCCUACGUUUUUCCCCUUGUUGGAUCACUCUACUUCUGCUUUGGAUUAUCAGUUGUGAAUAUGAUGUGUGUGUGUGUGUAAAAGGUAUAAAAACAUAGAUUGGUUGAACUCCAACCAAGUUUAAAUUGGUUGAGUGCAUCCAAGUCAAAUUGGGAUAACCCCAA
Molecule: messenger RNA, 2203 nt
Organism: Puccinia graminis f. sp. tritici CRL 75-36-700-3
Lineage: Eukaryota; Fungi; Basidiomycota; Pucciniomycetes; Pucciniales; Pucciniaceae
Exons: 6
Coding region: 130-1590 (486 amino acids)
Biological process (GO): COPI coating of Golgi vesicle
Molecular function (GO): GTPase activator activity
Source: RefSeq, a predicted model, not a curated record